GUUUUCUAAACAUGGCUGCCGGUGGAGUCUAAUGAUAUUUUUUUUGUGAAUUCUGCCCUAUUCACUAAUUUUAAAUCAAAUCAAAACUUUGUUAAUGGUGUUAAUAUGACAUAGUAGUUACAGUUGAAAUAAGAUGACUUCCACUCCAAAGACUGAAAAAUGCGGACAAGAGAACGAAUCAGGCAGCGAGGGGAGCUCGGGCCACCGCGGGUCGUUGCGCGGCGCCAACAAGUUGGCCAGGCGCGCACGUUCAUUCAAGGACGACCUGCUGGAACGCAUCUCAAACAUGCGCUCACCGGGGCAACAGCAUCACCGACCGCAUCUCUCUUCCAAUAUCAGAUCACAUUCGCCACUUAGUCCAAAAAUCCGGAAUAUGACAAACAAACUCAACACCGCCGAGGAAGGGGAAAUCACACCUGCCAAAGAACUCGAACGGCUAGUCAAAGAAGUUACGUUCGGCUUAAAACACUUUUCGGAUGUUAUCACAAAAGGGAAACUGGAAAUGCUCCCCGACAAUGGCACCAUUGUUUUUGAAUCUAUUGCAAAUAUACACAAAGCAAUAAAACCUUACUGCAGUCGUUCGCCGCAACUAACAAGCGCCGUUAAACGUCUCUGUGCGGCAUUAGCCACGCUCAUACGACUGUGUGACGAGAUCACCGCCUUAAGUUUGCGUGCAGACGCUAGCAACGAGGAACUAGACACUUCGGCAGAAGCUUUGUCCUCAGAAUACGUGAGUUCUGUAGUGAAGGGAGUAACGGGCGCCGUGGAGGACGUGUCAACCCUAGCCCAGCAACAUAUGACGCGGCCCGCGCUUUCCCCACGUCCCGCACUCGUAUCACCGCGGUCUUCGACGCAAAGGAAUUCUUUGCCAGAUAUUCCGCUAACUCCGAAGGAGCGUUCCUUGCUGACAGGUGAGGGGGGAACGGAGGCAGGCGGCGUGCGCGCGUCGCAUUCGUCCGAGUCUGUACUAGACGCUCCCGACUCGCCGCCGCCCAAGCCUGCCAGGCCCAACCGGAAAGUCGAGUUGGCCCCACCCCUGCCGCCUAAGCGUAAGUCAGCGAACGACAACUCCCUACUGGCUCUCUCUAUUGAUAGACUGUCCCUACAAUCUCAUAGUAGUGGUUCGCUGGACUCGAUGCUGAACGUAUCAAAUGAUGAGGAGAGAAACGUGCACGAUACUAACAAUCAUGACCAUGUAUUUGCCACACCGCCUAAUUCUGACUUAGUUGGCAUUUGCAGUUGCAACAAUGUGAACGAGUUGCGCGCGUCAGUGGAGUCGCACGAGUCACACAUGAACUCUACUCAUAUGCACGCUCAUUCCAACCAUAAUCGUUUCUCCAAUGAGUCCGGCUUUGUGUCUGUCGCGGAGAUAUCAGCUGAGCACAGCUUCACGUCGAUUUCAUCACACCACUACACCAGCCAUACGGACAGAUUGGCGAGCAUCACGUCAGACGAGAACGAGACGCCGCCCGAGCUACCUGUGAAGACGCGGCGCAACAUUCGCGGCGAGGUGCAGCAACAGUUCCCCAAUGUUGAAAUCAGGUCGGGCGGGUCGUGCUCGCUGCAUGGGGAGGCGCGCCCGCACACGCUGGCCGUCCACCAGCCGCCGCGACCGCCGCCACUGCCGCUCAAGAAAAAACACAUAAUGGCGUACAUGGAGAUGUUCGGGAACUGUAGUCAUCCGCCGAACAACCCCGCAGCACCGCCCGACAUGUUCCGUCACUCCAUACACACGUACAACGUUGCCAGUGCUAAACAACUCGGCGACGGCGCAUUGAGCAUGCAACAUCAACAAGUACAGCGUUCUAUCGCACAGUCAUUCACCGUGCAUUUUGGAAAUCCACCAAUGAGCAGUGGUUCAGAAGAUAGUGUAAAUAUGAUAACAUCAAGUGGUACUAGUCCGAUCCCGUUAGAGCCACCACCAGCUCUUCCGCCUAAGAUGAACAAGAGUAAACAGCUCUCUGUGAACUCCAGCAACGAGUUACUGCCACCUCCAUCUCCGCGGCCAUCAUCACACAAUAGCUCCACAGAUGAAACUAUGAUAAAUAACAAUUCAGAUGAGUCGUUCACUAGUGCAGCGGCGCCCGGGAAGUUCCCACUUGAGGAUGAAUUGGAAAUGCUGGUGCAACAGCCCACUCCUUCACCUGUACCAUCGCAUAGAAGUGAGGGUAGCACGGAACCUCCACCGGCCACAGCUGAAAGCAAUAGUACUAGUGAGCCCCCGCCGGCGGACGCAGACGAUAUCAUCCUACAGACAGACAUUAGUUCGUGGCUAGUACUCCGGGAUCUCACCAAGACAGAAGGCACUGCGAAAGACGGGCCCGAAGUUCGCGGAGGAGACCCUGACGCUCUCAUCGUACUCGCCACUAAAGCCACUAAAGACUUCACGUACCAGGAGGCGUUCCUGGCGACGUACCGCACGUGGGUGUCGCCGGGCGGGCUGCUGGCGCGCCUCGUGCGCCGCGCUCACCAUUUCCGCGCGCGGCCCCACGACCUGCGCUCCACGCUCUGUCUGCUCACGCGCGUCGUCGCAGACCUCACGAUGUCCGAUUUGGAUUGUUCACUAAUGCAAGAGAUUAAAGAGUUCAUUUAUUGGCUCGUGGAUGCUGAAGAGUUGAUCAUAGCGAAAGCUCUUAGACAAAUUCUAGUCGACAAGCAGAAACAACUGCACUUCCAACAGACGAAUAGCAGAUACGAAUAUGAUACGCCGUGCUAUGGCAGUGUAUCUACGCGUCGAGACACACUCCUAGACUUCAAGGCGUCAGACUUGGCCGAACAGAUGACAUUGUUAGAUGCCGCGCUAUUUAUUCGUCUUACUACUGCUGAAGUGCUGUUAUGGCCACGCGACCAGUCGGAAGAAAGCUCGCCUAACCUUACUCGCUUCACGGAACAUUUCAACAAAAUGAGUUACUGGGCGCGCUCUAGAAUUUUAGAACAGGAGGAGGCCCGAGAGCGAGAAAAGUAUGCGAGCAAGUUCCUGAAGGUAAUGAAGGCGCUCCGUAAGAUGAACAACUUCAACUCGUACCUGGCGCUGGUGUCGGCGCUGGACUCCCCGCCCGUGCGGCGCCUGGGCUGGCCGAGCUCCAUCGUCAACACGCUGCACGAGUGCUGUCUCAUCAUCGACUCGUCCUCCUCCUUCCGCACCUACCGCCAGGCCCUCGCAGACACGCAGCCACCCUGUAUACCAUACAUUGGUCUAGUCCUUCAAGAUCUGACUUUCGUACACAUCGGUAAUCCCGAUCAUCUACCUGAAGGUGGCAUCAAUUUCACCAAGAGAUGGCAGCAGUACCAAAUAAUGGAGAACAUGAAGAGAUUCCACAAAGAGCAGUAUAAGUUUAAGAAGAACGAACGGAUUCUGGCCAUGUUCAACGAGUUCGAUGACGUGCUGAGCGAGGAGGCCAUGUGGCAAGUGUCAGAGAGCAUCAAGCCGCGUGGCGGCCGCGCCCGCGCUGCGCCUGCGCACGCCGCGCACCCUGCGCCCGCGCAGACUGCCGCCUGACUGCUCCGCAAGCACUCCCCCCUCCACAGUAAAUGUUAAAUCCAAAGAAUAUGAAGAUGCAGAACGAUAAGAAUCGCUUGAAUGUCGAGGAGAUAUAUUAAUUUAGAGAAAUUGUGAUUAUCUGUCCUAAAAAGGCCUAAUUAAUAUUAGUGUAUUUAUUAAUUGUGCGAUUUUCUCGACUGUGAUUGAAUCGAGUGCGAAUGUGAUGCGUGGAAAGGUUGAUGCGAUGACGUUGAGGUUUGCGCGCUUACGAUUUCAACGCUUUUCAUGUGCAACAAAUGAUAAUAAUCGAGUAAAUAUUAUUUCUAUCAGUAUUUAAAUCGAAUAACUGUCGUCUAUUACAUAUCAGCAUGUGACUUGCAUAGUGUACUAAAAAUGAAACGAGCGACGCCUUGGGUGUUGUAAAGUCCUUGAACCAUCUCGUUGUUGUAUUUGCCAUUGAUGUCAUUAUAUACAUUAUUGAGUAAGCCAGCUUCGGAAGUUAGCUUUCUAUACAUCGAAUUAGAGGAAACUUUUUGAAGUCUUAGGAAUAUUAGAAGUACUACUGUUUGAUAAUAGUGACUUAGUCGAUAUUAAGCAUUUCGAUUGUAUUGAUAUUUAAAGUCAUUUAUUGUUCACAGUGUUUGAAUAACAUAAUAACGCGUAAGCAUCUAAAAGAAAUGGGACAGUUCGAUUUAAUGUAGUAGACAGUUUACGUGCACUCUCCAUACUAUGUUUUUAUAAGGGGCUUCCGUAAAAAGAGUGAGAAAUGAAACCCAUUUUUAACAUUCAUGAAGUUAUAAAAUAGUAAUUAUAUUUUUAUACAGUACAUGUACUAAAGAUUCCCCUAAAUAACAAGGCGUUUUGUCAUAAACAUAUCAUUUUUAAAUGUGUGCCAAACUUGAAACCAUAGAAAUGUCCCAUUUCUGUACUUAGAGUAACUACUUUAUAAGUACCUAUGCGAAAAUUGCGUAUUGAAAUUUGUAAAAAUGUUCUAACGGUACAAAAUGGCAAGAAAUACUCUAAUAAAAUAAACAAAUACAAUGGGUUGCUCUAAACAGAGCAUUUAUUGAGAUCUUCGAUCGUAUCUAUUUGAAACAAAAAUCAAUGUCUUGCAACUAAGUCAUAAUUUACCGUCGAUAGAAGGUACUAAUAUGAGUCUCUUAGGAUUUUGAACAUAUUGAGAUACUAAAAUAAUACUUAAUUUCAAUCGUCUAAUGUUAAGUAGUCCAUAUACUAAUGAGACCGAUCUCUUAUAUUUUUGUGAAAACGUAAAUUAACGCGUUGACAGAUGCAAUGUGACAAUGCCAUUUCAUUAUUGUUGGAAGUAUAAUUGAAUGCAAUAUUUUUAUGUAUGCUCCUAAACUAUUCAUAUGAAUUUGAAGCAUAUUUUAUUUUUGAUAUUCAAAAACUUUUUCCUAUAGGUUGCUACCUGCAAGGAAGCUAACGAAUUAAAUACUUUUGAGAUGUAUACUUAUUUACAUUAUUCUUCAGCGUUCGCGUAAUUGUAAUGUAAUACGUAUAAGAUUUAGAAACAAUGCUGCUAGCUAUGAUACUACUAGUAGCUAGAAAUAUUAAUCUUUGGAAAAAUAUUAAAAUUCACUUGAUAAUCUCAUGUUCACAAGUAAUCGCAUUUUUAAAAUUAUGGUAGGACAAAUUUAAAUAGUGUAAUAAUUAUAAUCAACGUUUCAUUUGCCUUAAGACAAUCGAGUCUUCAGUGAAAUAGCAAUAAAAUUAAUUGUUAUUAGAAUUGCUGCACAAUUUGUGAUACUAAUCAUGUAGAGUGCCGCUUACUUACUACUCAGUCUUAUUGACGUCCUGUACGUGUAGGCAAUUGUAUUAGAAGAAUAUUAGUAGUAAGCGUAAUAAACCCCAAUAUGAUAGUGUUGCUGAGGUGUGCACGUAUUUGUUACUUACGUUCACGAUUGUUGCCGAGCUGCCUCGUUUGUUGCAACUUGCGAUUUUACGCGCAAUAUGUUUAAUCGUGCUAUAAUUAACAAGUGUCAGUGUUACAAUAGGAAAGAAAUUCAAGCAAUACCAAUUUUAAUACAGAUUAAGAGUAAAUGUUUUUGCAUCGAUCAGGUAGUUCGUAUAUUCAAAAGGAACGGUAUCGUUCCGUGCAAUAAUAACUAGACCAAUAUUUAGAAUGUUUUACAGUGCUUUACAGAAUUAUGUGCUGAUAUUGUAUUUUGUAUGUAAAAUAUUUUGAUUGAUAGUUAAGUUAGUAGGGUACGUACGUACGUUACCAUUCUUUAUCUGGUAUUAUUAUUUAUUUAGUGUAUUAUGAAUUUAUUGAAUACGAAUCGAUUAACGGAUAUAAUUAUUAUCUAAAGUAUAUUAAAGACUGCCUAAAUUAAUUAUUCACUGUAUUUGAUGUGUAAAUUAGAGAAAUAUUUUAAAAUGUCCCAUUAUGUCACCAAAGGAGGUCUUAUAAAAGGGGCGUUGCAUCAAGUUGAUUGAUACCUGUAGUUGAUUAACAAAACCACUCUAAAGAACAAUGAUAGGUGUUAUUUAUCUAUGAAAAUCAUUUGACUUUGAUGCAAUCACUUUGUGUGAGAUUUCUAAUCGUAAAGCAAUGUAGCCUUGGCUUAAUUUUACAAUACACAAUGAUAAUUUGUCACAAUGUUCAUAUUUAUUGCCUACAUACAUUAGUAGCAUAUUCAUAAGAAGUAUAAAGAUCACAUAUAGUGAACAGCGUACAUAUUUUUGUUGUAUUAGCAAGUUCAGUAUUACGUUAAAUUAAAGAAUUGCCAUAAUCUUAUGAAUUGAAUUAUUAUUAGUAUUUUGGGACCGUUUUUUAAGUUCAGUUCUUACUUUAAGUAGUUUUUUUUUUAUUUUACAUUAUUAUCCUAUAUUGUACAUUUAUGAUUUAGUUGGUUUAAAAAAAUCUGAACCGCAAGUGUGUACAGUUAAAUUUUGUGUGUCAAGUUCUUUUUGUAACUAUUUUGUAAA
Messenger RNA from Spodoptera exigua (beet armyworm), 6430 nucleotides. Lineage: Eukaryota; Metazoa; Arthropoda; Insecta; Lepidoptera; Noctuidae. The record is from the annotation of a GenBank genome assembly.